GAGGCGAGUGGCAAGGUUCAAAGAAGGGGAAACCUCCAGCAAUCUGAGAAACUCGCUCAAACCCACAAACAAAAUGACUUUUGAAGAACUCACAGGCGAUCAGAAAGCAGAGAGGAUGGAUGUGGUGAGAAAAGCUUUGGAAGAAGUUUUGAGCUCCGCGCUGGCGCAAGGCUGCAUCACAGUUGGAGUGUAUGAGGCAGCAAAACUCCUAAAUGCGGAUCCUGACAACGUUGUUUUAUGCUUGCUUGCCACGGAUGAAGGGGAUGAUCUGGACGUGGCUUUGCAAAUUCAUUUUACGCUGAUCCAAGCUUUUUGCUGCGAAAACGAUAUUAACAUAAUGAGGGUGAACAACAUGCACCGUCUGGCAGAGAUCUUGGGCGGGAUGGAUGGGGCAGGCGAACCUAAAGAUCUCCAUUGCAUAUUGAUCACAAGUCAAGUUGCACCAUGGAAAGAUGCAGCGUUGAGCAAAGUCAGCGGUUUCUGCAAAGAGAGUCGAUACUUGGAUCAGUGGGUCCCAAUCAUCAAUCUGCCUGAACGGUGAUCCUCAUUUAAUCGCAAACAUUGGAUUUAAGAGUUGCAUUUGCCUCUCAGGGAUUGCUCAGGAGAUAUUCUCAUUAGCCGUCCGAAAACAUGGCGCUGGAAAAUUUAAAAGUUUUUUUUUGUUGCGGAGGGCGGGCUAGACUGGAGUUUCGACUGUCUGUAAUUAUUUUCCUCAGAACGCCGAACUAUGACUCAACUUCAGCUGUGCCUGGAAAUAGUGACAAUGAGUAAGCAGACGGGAACUGAAGCAAAGGUUGGAGCUGAUUUCAUAGCCGAGAGUAAUAGAACUGCCGGAAGAAUUGCGGGGAAUUACAGCUUCUAUUUCAGGAACUAGAACUUGUUUUUAAAAAAAACUUGUUUUGACAAAACUCGACGCAUGGAUAAGAGAAGUGUUUGAAUUUAGUUUGAAAAUGCAGUAUUGCUUACUAUUUACACGAUGUCACAGACCUGAGGGGAAAGUUUAAAAAACAUAAUAUGUUAAGGAUUUUUAUUGUAUUUAAUUACAAAUUGAACUUUAUUACAAAAACACUUUGCUGUUUUGUCUAAGUAUGAAAUGAGAAGUUAUUUCACAAUUUAUAUAA
This is a messenger RNA of Hemiscyllium ocellatum (epaulette shark), 1121 nucleotides long. Its product is annotated as growth arrest and DNA damage-inducible protein GADD45 alpha-like. The coding region runs from base 74 to 541 and encodes 155 amino acids. The record is from RefSeq and is a predicted model, not a curated record. Lineage: Eukaryota; Metazoa; Chordata; Chondrichthyes; Orectolobiformes; Hemiscylliidae. Gene Ontology annotation, cellular component: cytoplasm; nucleus. Gene Ontology annotation, biological process: regulation of cell cycle. The transcript is spliced from 4 exons.